GAGGAGUGACUACGGCUUAGAGCCAUUCCAGUAGUUUCUAACGGCUGUUUGACCCCAUAGGUGAUUGAAAAUUUUAUUGCAAAAGGACGAUGUUCAAAAUAAGAGGUUUCACGUUGCUCUUUGUAUUUGCUUGGGUGAUAAACGUAUCAUGUUAUUCAGGUAAGUGAGCACUUGUUGUCAAACGAAUUGGACAUUGGAUGAUAUGAAGGAAAACUCAUGUCCAAAAUGAACAUUUCCAAAUCAGUCUCCCAGUCUCCCAAACUUCUUUAGUGUUCGUCGCUUCUUAAACUUUCGGCAAUUUGAGCUGGAAUGGUACUGAUUGUGAUUUAAAUCAAAAGUGGAGAUAGGGUUGACGAUUCGUGACGAAGUACGAAACUAUUUGAAUUUUUUGAAAUGUUUUGUUUUCGAGCUGACUCAACAAAAACAUUGAAGCAGCUCAGGCAGAAAAAUUGCCAGAGUCUAAAGCUUUCCUUAUAAUCCCAUUCUAUUCUAAAACAAAGCCGUUGUCCCAAAGGCAAUGUAUUGUUUUUAGGUCAUUCAUGCUGAAAGCAAUGAAUGAGGUAUUGUGGUGAAGCAUAUUUUGACGGAAGUUGUCGACCGCAGACGGAAGUUGCAUUGUAAACCGUGAACGGAAGUAGUCUCGCAUGCUACCCCUCCCCACUAAGUGAACGUCAAAAUUAAUUUCGAUGAAGUUCAGAAACUCACGUGGAAAGAAAUAAAAUUUUUGUAUGGUUUAAUAAUAAUAAAAAUAAUAAAUAAUAAUAAUUAAAAAAAAUAAAAAAAAUAAAAUAAUAUUAAAAAUAAUAAAAAUAAUAAUAAAAAUAAUAACCUCAAAUCACAUUUCCGAACUUCUAAAAGUGCAACUUGAGUCGAGAAGCCAAAAUGUUCUCACCUAAAGGAUCCGUAGCGGGUUCAUUUCAACACACGCUGUGAUCACGCGGAAGAGCACCAGAGACAGCCAUAUUGGUAAGCCGCGCAUUUGCGUUCGUCUUCAGUUGGUAUAAAGUAAUCAUUGCUCUAUCAUUGUGCUUUUCCUCGGGAGCUCUUUAACAUACAGUCCACACAUCAAUCAUAGCGGCCAAGAUAGUCUCACUAAAAUUUGUUUUUUUGGAGCUCCAAUAUUAUCUAAUCCGGUCAGUACAAAAUGCAGACUGCAGACUGCAGAUCGGGUAAAAAAUGCAGACUAGGUACAAAGUGCAGACUACAGACUAAGUACAAAAUGCAGACUGAGAAUUUAUACCGUUUUUUUCGUCUAGUGCGUGAUAACGUGUCACCUUACCACUUACCGAGCGUCACGCAAUCGCUUUUCCGCGAUCAUCUUUCACGAUUAUUUGCACUAUUGUGGAAUAUUCCUUGCCCGUUUCUGGAUCACAAUAUAUUCUUCUCGCUUUGAGUCGGUUGAUGUAAUGUUUGUACAGAAUUUACCAACUUAUUAAAAGUAGAUGUAGAUGUAAAUGAGAUGUCACUAUUUGAGAAACCGUGAGAAUCGACAGCUUUGCACGUGUCCGUACGUUUCAUCUUUUUAACCGAUAUGUGUUCAUUUUGUUGACAAAAAUGCGGACCGAUACCAAAACUGUUCCUUCGACUUGAUAUAUUUUCAACGUUCAGGGGUGUACACACACUGAUUUUCACAUAUGUGCCUUAUAUCGUUACUGACAUGAGGAAUCGGCAAAUUUUUAUGGGGAAAAGUGAAGCGUUGCUUUCGUGACUAGCCAUUAGGCUAGUGUUUUUACCUCUCAUCUGUUUGGUGACUACGCAAAUAUUAAUAAGUGAAAAUCAGACUAUGUGAAAGCUUGAAAUUCUAUUGAGAACGAUUGUGGCCGCUUCGUUAAAAACUAAAUGCAAUGGCCGCUUUGUUAAAAACAAAAGAUAUCAAGAAACGGGCAAGAAAUAUUUCACAAUAGUGCGAAUGAUCGUGAAAGAUGAGGGUUACUAAUAUUUUGCUAAACGAUUUCGGUCAAGUUCGACAAAUUCAGGGUUUACAGUCAACAAGGACUCAAAAUGCAGCCUUUGGCGACGACUGCUUUCCCCCAGCAUUUCCCCUGAAAACCAUGUGAUCCCCAAAAAUCUCCCCCUCCCCCUCCCCGCCCUCAGGCGAAAAAUAAUGACUUGUCUCCCUAUAAUGAGCUUAAUUGUAUAAGUUCUUUCAGUUUCAGAACGGAAAAACCAUGCAGAAGGAAAUAUUUCUCAGGAUAAACGAGAAGCCGUACUUUAUCGUGGACAAUUGUGGUCAGCCACUUAUGAUAACAACAGGGAGGUCACAAAUGUCUUCAUUCCUUACACUGUUAAGUUAGGAGGAUGGUUCUCAGGACUUGGUAAGUCCAAAGCUCCUCCUCGGCUAACGAAUUUCCCCUAGCCUUUGGAUCUUUCCCGUGGAGUGGGCGGGGCGGGGGGUAGUGGUAUGCCCCUCUCUUAAGCCCAAACUUUCACCUCUGUUUGCCUGUCACCGAAAAUCUACUCAUUCUUUGUGUGUCGAAUGCAUGGAAUGAUAUACAAAUUUCAAAAACCUUUAGUAAAAGACAUGGCAUCUUUGGCAUUUUCUACCUCAGGAUGUGUCAUAAGAAAGACGAAAGGAAUGAUUUGGUUUCUGAUCUGUUACCAUCCGACUGAUUUGAAGUCAAUUUUCUUCUAAGUAACGCUUCAACUAAAUAUAGCCUUUUUAAACUCUUUUUAAUGUUUUAUUGUUGAUAUUAUCAUUCCUUUUGUUUGCCUCCUUCCCUUGAGUAACUGGCAUCAAGACUCCUUUCACUACCAUAAAUGACUCUUUCUCUCAGCCUCUGGCUACGAUGUGUUUGUUCUUCAACUCAUAGUUUUCAAUAGCAGGCGAGUUUGAGGAAACUCUUCGGAUCAACAGGAGAUAAAAACUUUCUAUAUUUCAAUGCAAACUGAAAAGUCUUUUAAAUUUUUAGAUUAUAGCGAUGAGCAAACUAUCAAAGAGGCAGCGAGUGUUAUCGCUAAGCACACUUGCAUCAGAUUCGUUGAGCGAAAAGAUGAAAAGGAUUACAUCGAAUUCUACGAAGACAGCAAGUAAGGAGUAGGGGCAAAUUUUAGACAUUGCUUUGUUAUUCACCACUCUGUAUAAUAUUUUUUACUUGUAGUUUUCCCUUUCCUUGCAAUUGGUUCCCUGUUCAUGUAAUCAGUAAUGUACUUUAAUACUUUUAUAGUUGUUGUUGAUUUGCGGGCUAAGCUCCUGCGCGAAAAUGCAGUCUGAUUUUCCAUCUUUCUCGAUUGUUCGAUGCACUCGCGCAAAUUUGAGCAAUUAAAAUGUAAAAACCUGCCACCGUUUUCAUUGGAGAAUAUUACUCUGUGAUGUAAAAAAUAUUUUGUUACUAUUCACUCCAGUAAUGUCUGUGAGUCGUACAUCGGCAAAAAAGGCGGGAAACAGCUUUUGUCGCUGGGAAGCGGCUGUAAGAACAGAGGUCAUGUGACUCACGAGCUGAUGCACGCCUUGGGAUUUUUCCACGAGCAUACCAGACCAGAUCGAGAUAAGUUUGUCAAGAUAUUAUGGGAUAACAUCAAGAGAGGUGAGCCGUCUUACACAAUACUACUUUUGCUGUUCUUUCUUGGUCAACUCUUAAAAGAGUUUGGUAGUCGCAUUGACAAGACGAUUUCUCUUUCAUACACUCCAGAUCACUACAAGCAGUUUGAAAUCCGCAAGAGAGGAGUUACAACUCUUGGUCAACCAUACGACUUUCAGUCCAUCAUGCACUACUCCAACAAGGAGUUUAGUAAAAACGACAAGGACACUAUCCAGGCCCUAUCAGAUCCAAACAUGCCUCUUGGUAACGUAAACUCCCUAUCUGCUGUAGAUGUCUUGCAAAUUAACCUGCUCUAUAACUGUCCCGAGGCACUCAGACAAGGUACUGCAAUAACAUAGGCACGCAACGCGUCCAGAGUCCGAGGGUAUUUUGAAAUUCACGGCAAGAAGAUCACAGUGCGCCAAAUUAAAUCACAUUCACCUUCUAGUCACUCUUUUUUCCUUUUCAAAGAUGUUUGUGCUUAAGUAUUCUGAUGUUAUGAUGCUUUUUUACCACCCUAACUGAUCUUACUCGUAGAACGACUGAUGAUGACCGAAUAAACAUUUAAUAGAGACCUCUAUUUGAAAUGGAAAAGCUGAUCAUCAAGAUUCAAUUCACGAUCAUUCGACUGAAAAAUCACUCUUACUUUUUUUUUCUCGUUUGACUUCCCUAAUCAGGGUCAUAUCAUUACCACCGCAAGAAAACCACGCCUUUAAAAAUACAACCACUAACAUAUUCAAAUCAUUUACUCACUGCAUCAAAAAAUGUGUGUCCUCUGAUUCACAGUGAUCAACUAUGAAGUAACCGUGUACACAGGAGACAAAUAUUUGGCGGGAACGGAUGGACAAGUGUUUAUAGAGCUGUUUGGGCAGAACGCUGUCGGCCAAUUGCGGAAUUCAGGCGAGGAAGAAUUAGCGGGUAAAAAGAGCGCCUUUGAGAUGAGAAGGUGAGAAUCAAGUUCAAUGCUAACGUCAGCCUGACAACCGUUAUGAGAGGUUAUUAAAGGGGCACUGUAAUGUUUUUAGUUAUCACUCCUCAUCGGAGGACAUCAGAGCGUCAAAAUCUUCGGUAGAGAGGGGGAGAGAUACUGAAUUGAACUGUGGCCUCAUAUUUUUUCUCCUGUUUUUAGUGUGGACAGAUUUAACGUUAUUUCGCCAAACCUUGGAAAACUGAUCAAACUGACGGUCAGACUUACCGACAGAGGAUACGGAGGAGCAUGGUACCUAGACAAGGUGAUAAUUUGAAACGCGGAAGUCUGGAGUCUAGUAUAGAUGAGUAACCUUAAACGCGCAAGAUGGAGUUGAGUACAGAUUUAUAACCUUUUUGGUCUAAUCAUAUAAACUUGGAGGCAGCUUGAGAGGAUACCCCAGAAGAGACCGAGAUGGCGGGUAGUUUCAAUGGACUGAUAGUCCGGUAGGAGUGGGGGGAAACAAGUAAAGUUACUAAUUCUCAUUUUUCGAUGAAAAUGACAAUGGCAGAAAAAAAGAACUCAUUAAAACUGAACGAGUAGUUUUGAAGUAGUUUAGAUCGAUCAAUUUUUUUUUAAAGGUGAAGAGAUGGUCAACUAGAAUAAAGCGAAGGAAAAGAAAAUUACGGUCCAUAGGAAGAACUUCUCUCAGUGGCUAAUUGUAAUUUCAGCAAUUUUCAGAGUUUGAUCUUUAUUGAAAGCCAAGCUGCCCUAAGGUAAUUGCUGAAGUCAGGCUAUUUGGUAGCUUAAGUAGGAUGAGGCGUGGUACCGUUACUGGAGGCUGUGGUUACGGCUGGGCAGAGGAGGGAGAGGGGGAAAUGAAGGAAGGAGGAUUGAAAUGAAAGCGGGUCGUUCCCAUCCGCUCUGUUUCCAAACCUACCUCAGCGAUUCUCUGUCUCCUUCCGCCAGAAUGGUUUCAUUUUCCUCAGCUCUGUUGUGAUCCAACAACCCUUGUGGUUUUAUUUGUUUCUCAGAUCCAAGUUCAAAACAGAAAAAGGCGUGUGAAUGUUUCUUUUCCGUGUUUCUGCUGGUUUGGUGGAAGUUCUGACACCAAGAUAUUGGAACCUUCUCCCUAGUUUAUAUACUUCUAUUUGAUAAUGUGAUAAUUUAAGUCGAGAUAAUUUUCAAUUUUUGUAUUAAACGGUUUAAGCCCAGGAGUAAAAAAUCAUCGUGUAGUCUGAUCAUCCGGGUGAUCUAAGUCCUGAGCGGAAGUCGUCAACGAAGUUAUGCAUCGAUCAAUUCGAAGCUUCAACAGCCCCUUCCCCCUCGGGCAAAUAAUUAACCCUCCGGGAAUUAGAACUUUUAAAGAUUGGUUCAUUCAAAUUUCUGAUUGGUUCAUUCAAGUUGCUGAGCACAAUCGGGUCCGGCCUAGCUGUUAUUUUCUUGUAGACCCUUACUUCUGAUCCAUUUGACUGUAAAAGUGAACUUUAAACAAUCCCCUAUUAAAGGAUAAAAUACGUUUAUUCCGCUGUAAAGACUUGACAGCUCCGGUUCGAAUUCCCCACUCCACCCAGGCACGGUUCAAAUUUCCCACCUUCCCGGGUACGGACGACAGUCAAAUUUUUUACGUGACUCUUAGUGUCACUUCCGCUCAGGUUGCCAGAAGGCUAGUCAUUGUUAGAGUUAGUGGGGUGAUGGCUGUCACAGCUAGCGGUUAGAAUUCAACGGACGACUUCGUUUCUAAGACGUCUCUCGCCGGGAUGAUCAGAUCACACGACCAUCCUCAUUAACUUACCACACUAAUUAUGUCAUUUGAGACAAGUAAAUUUUCACGUUCACCUCAAGUGACAUGUGAAGAGGAGCUCUAUUUCAACCUUAAGGGUGUUUUUCUUAUAAUCUUAGUGACAGUUAACUAAUAUUGCAG
Molecule: messenger RNA, 6349 nt
Organism: Pocillopora meandrina
Lineage: Eukaryota; Metazoa; Cnidaria; Anthozoa; Scleractinia; Pocilloporidae
Source: the annotation of a GenBank genome assembly